Messenger RNA from Lactuca sativa (garden lettuce), 3127 nucleotides. RefSeq names its product cell division control protein 48 homolog C. Gene Ontology annotation, molecular function: ATP hydrolysis activity; ATP binding. The record is from RefSeq and is a predicted model, not a curated record. NCBI's taxonomy places the organism in Eukaryota, Viridiplantae, Streptophyta, Magnoliopsida, Asterales, Asteraceae.
GCUGCCUUCCUGCAUUCUCGAUCCGAUGAGGGAAAAAGGUACCUCUUUGUUGGAGGACGUCCUACAGGUACAAGAAACCUACGGUAAUGCGGCUUUAUCAGUCGACCAACUUGUCCACCGCCUCCGAGCCAAUUUUUCCAAAUACGGUCGUCACAAGCUUCGACCUUUCACCAGAAAGGUGAAACAAACUCUAGAUUCCAGCAACAUAACAGGAAAGAAAAGACGAAUUGAGUUACAUGAAUCAGAGUCUUCAUCCUCGGAAUCGCAAUCAGAUGAUGGAGACGAAGAAGAUAGACGUGCAGUUUUGACAUCUGAGGAUGAUGUAUAUAGCCUGAAAUUAGAACCGGAGUUUGAUUUAACAAAGUCGAGACUUAGAAACACGUACAGAAAAGAAACCAAAACGGUUGGUUCAGUGAAAGAAUAUACAUAUAGACGUCUUAAGGCACAAAAACGGAGCAACUUAUCAAAUGAUGAUGGUGUUGAUGCGAAUGGAAGACACAAUGAUGAGCCAAGGUUUAAGGACUUUGGUGGAAUGGAUGAUGUGAUAAAUAUGUUGAAGAAACAGGUGAUUAUUCCUUUAUAUCAUCCAGAGUUACCUCGUAGGCAUGGAGUUAGGCCAACGGUUGGCAUUUUGUUACAUGGUCCACCAGGGUGUGGAAAGUCAACGCUAGCUCGAGCCAUUGCUAACGAGACUGGAUUUCCAUUCUAUGAGGUUGCAGCCAGUGAGAUGGUCUCUGGUAUAUCAGGUGCAUCAGAAGAGAACAUACGAGAGCUAUUUUCAAAAGCAUACAGAACAACACCAUCUAUAGUUUUCAUCGAUGAAAUCGAUGCAAUCGCUUCAAAAAGAGAAAAUCAUCAAACGAAAAUGGAAAGCCGGAUUGUGACACAAUUAUUGGCAUGCAUGGAUCAAUCCCACAGAGGUGAAAAACAAGGAUACGUCUUAGUAAUUGGUGCUACUAACAGACCUGAUAUUCUUGACCCAGCAUUAAGAAGGACCGGAAGGUUUGAUCGUGAGAUUGCUUUAGGUGUUCCAGAUGAAAAAGGAAGAUUCCAGAUUCUUAAAGUUCUUACACGUGAAUUGAGAGUGUCAGGUGAUCUUGAUCUAGUGAAAGUUUCUAGGGCGACUUCAGGGUUUGUAGGUGCUGAUUUGGAAGGACUGGUGACUGAAGCUGGGAGUCUUGCAAUGGCAAGAGUCAUAGAUGAAAGAGAGUUGGAACUUUGUAAAGGAAGUGAGAAAAAUGAACGUUGGUGGGAGAAAGGGUGGUCUGUUGAGGAAUUAGAGAAACUUGAAGGCGUGAGAAUGUUGGAUUUUGAGGUAGCAAUAAAAAAUGUUGUCGCGUCUUCCAAAAGAGAAGGGUUUUCUAUGAUUCCAAAUGUUAAAUGGGAAGAUGUUGGAGGUCUUGAUACUUUGAGAAGGGAGUUUAAUCGUAAUAUAGUUGGGCCUAUAAAAUUUCCUGAUGAGUUUGAUCAGAAAUGUGGAGUUGAUAUGGAGAUGGGGUUUUUGCUAUAUGGACCACCUGGUUGUGGGAAAACAUUAAUUGCCCAAGCUGUUGCUAAUGAAUCAGGAGCAAAUUUCAUAUACGUUAAGGGUCCUGAGCUUUUGAGCAAAUAUGUUGGUGAGGCUGAAUCGGCAAUUCGAACAAUAUUCAGUCGUGCUAGGACGUGUUCCCCAUGCAUAGUGUUCUUCGAUGAGAUAGAUGCUCUGACAAAAAACCGUGGAAAAGAAGGGGGACACGUGGUUCAGGGAGUUGUGACUCAGCUUUUGGUAGAGCUAGAUGGUGUUGACCAACGAAAGGGUGUUUAUGUAAUUGGUGCUACAAAUAGGCCUGAGAUGGUGGACAAGGCACUUUUAAGACCCAAAAGAAUGGAGAAACUUGUGUAUGUGCCUCUGCCAAAUCCAGAUGAACGUGGGUUGAUCUUGAAAGCUCUUGCUAGGAAUAAGCCAAUAGAUGCUGACGUGGACUUGAUUGCUAUUGGUCAGAGUGAGGCUUGUGCAAAUUUUAGUGGAGCCGAUCUUUUUGCAUUGAUGAAAGAAGCUAUCAUGAUUGUUCGUGAAGAGAGAUUAAACAUAAAGCAAGCUGCAACAGCUACUGAUGAACAAGAAAGCUCAUUACGUGGGUUGCCACAUACUAUUAAAGCUAUACAUUUUGAGCAAGCUUUGGGAAAAAUCUCCCCUUCUGUCUCAGAUAAGCAAAAACAGUAUUUCCAUCGACUAUCAAAGACGUUUGGAGCAUCGUAAAUGUGGAACAAGUAUUGGUUUAUUGCACCUUAUUUUUGAUACUUCAUAUUUGAUAAUAGAUAAAGCAGUUUGGGUGCUUUGACUUGAGGAUGUUAAAAUUAUCGACUAUUUACUAUUUACAUAGGUUGUUUAAAAAAAUAGAAUCAGUUUUAUUUUCACGGAUCAACAACCUAUGUACCACUUCAUACAACCUUAUGCACAUUUUUUGUGGUAUUUCUCUCUGGUGGUUUUAAGUUAGUAUAAAAAAUUUAUUGCAUAAUAGGCGUUUUAUGAUUUUUGAAUAAUUUUUAGUUGGGUAUUUGGUUUUAGUUAUAUAUAUUAUUAAACGUGAGAUAAAUCAAUGUUAUAACUGAAUCAUACAUGACUCACAAUUUGGAUAAUAAAAUGAAUAAAUGUUUUUAUGAGGGUUUUAAGCCACAUGUUGUGGCAGGAGAUUAAACAAUAAAUUUUUUGAUAUAAUAUGUUCGACAUAUUAAGAUAUUACAGGUUGAAAACGUUGUACCUUUCAAUUUUUUUCUUAUUAAGACAUUACACUUUGAAAAUAAAACAUAUUUAUACAUUGCAUUUUUUUUCCUAUUUAGGCAUUCAACUAUGAAACUCUAAAUGAUUAUAACAUUGUACCUUUAGAAUUUAACCUAUUAAGAUUCAUUUCUAUUUCUUGCAUUUUGGCCCAUGAUGCAGCAUAUAUCAAAACUCUAGGUACCUUCGGAUGAAAUCUGAUCACCUGAAGAAACUCUGUAACCAAUAAUUUAAUAAGUGAUUUAUGUGAUGUGUGUGUGCCUAGUCAACAUAUACAUGUACAGUCCUCAUGUUUAAACUGCUACUAAACAUGGAGGAUAGUUUACAAAAACAGUAGCUAUACCUAAAAAGUUAUUUCAUUGUAUGUCA